This is a messenger RNA of Paramecium tetraurelia, 775 nucleotides long. RefSeq lists its product as uncharacterized. Gene Ontology annotation, biological process: ubiquitin-dependent protein catabolic process. Lineage: Eukaryota; Ciliophora; Oligohymenophorea; Peniculida; Parameciidae. The transcript has 5 exons. The record is from RefSeq and is a predicted model, not a curated record. Gene Ontology annotation, cellular component: proteasome core complex, alpha-subunit complex; proteasome core complex; nucleus.
GAUUGGGAUUAAUGUUUCAAAAUAAAACAGACUAUGACAGAGGAGUGAACACAUUCUCACCAGAAGGUCGUCUAUUCUAGGUGGAAUAUGCAUUGCAAGCAAUCAAAUUGGGAGCGAGUGCUUUGGCCAUAAAAGUGAAUGAUGGAGUGGUAUUGGCAGGAGAAAGAAAAUUGAAUUCAACUCUUUUGGAGCCUAGGAGUAUUGAGAAGAUCUAUGAAAUUGACACUCAUAUUGCUUGCACCGCCUCUGGUUUCAUUCCUGAUGCCAGAACUUUAGUUGAACAUGCCAGAGUUGAAUCUCAGAAUCAUAAAUUCAAUUAUGGUGAACCCAUCAAUGUUAGAGCACUCACUUAGAUUGUUUGCGAUUAGGCUCUUGAUUUUGGAGAGAGUGAUUCCAAAAGCAAAACAAAAAUGUCAAGACCUUAUGGAGUGGCGCUAUUGAUUGCUGGUGUUUCCGAUCAUGGCCCUCAAAUUUACUAAACUGAUCCCACUGGUACUAUGAUUGAAUACUAAGCCAAAGGAAUUGGAGCAGCAGACGAAGGAAUCCAAAGCAUUCUCAAAGAAUAAUACAAAUAAGAUCUGACCUUGGAGUAAGCUGAGAGAUUGGCCAUCUUAUGUCUCAAGAACGUGAUGGAAGAGAAAAUCAAUAAUUCCAAUGUAGAAUUGGCUGUAAUUACAACUGCAGAGAGAAGAUAUACCUAAAGAACACCAGAACAAAUAUAAAGUCUAAUUGACAAAGUUUGAAAUAUUAUAUAUCUAUAAUAAGUAUAAUAUGA